GAGAGGGUGUAAAGAGAAAAAACACUGCAUCAUGGGAACUCGAGUCUCUCUCACUUCUGCUCAACUUCUCGUCCUGAUUUUUCUGUCCACUGCUCACUCAGACGCUGGCAGUGAGUUGGCUUUGAUCUGUGGCCAGUUGAACUCUUCACCCUCUCUUCCUUCCUCUGUUCACUCGCUGAGGCCUGCAGAUGUGCGUGUGCUGUCAGCACUCGGGCUGUCCACUUCACACAGGUCUGCUGAAAUUAAGAUUCUGAACGGGCUGUCUGAGAUUCUGUCCCGCUUUAAUCCAGGAUUGGCCACACUGAUACCAGAACAGAGGGGUUUCAUCGAGGAAGUCGAGGAUGUGGUUCAGUCGCUCAGUAAUGAUCAGUGGAAGCUUCUGCUCCUCUUUGUGUCGGCGGAUGAGCUCUGCGUCUGCCCAGGCCAGGCCGCUUUAGCAGUCGAGGCGACGGUGCGUAGAGUGGAGGAUGCGCUGAACAUACUGCAUGAGAAGCUGGAUCACACUCUGGUUCAUGUUGUGGUUUGGGGAGGCCGAACUGAUGGCAGAAUAUGUGAGUGUGAAGAGGGUGUCAGUGCAGACACACAGACAUGGAGCAGACUGGAGAGAGCUACGAUUAUGGCUAAUAUUCAGGAGAGGCUGGGUGCCCUCCUGCAGAAGCAUCAUCAAUGGACCGAUGGAGAAAACUUCACUGUGGCGCUGCAAUCCAGUCCAACAUACUUCGAUUCUUCAGAUGAUUCAGUGGAAAGUGACUCGGAGACGCUCAUGCAGGUGUGGAGCAAACUGUUGCAGCCAAUGGGGUCUGAGGUGGAGGGGCCGGGCAUCGCUGUUCCCUGCCCUACACAUGAGAAGCCGUAUCUGUACACACACCGUAACUCGCCUGUCCAGCCAGAGAGUGAAACAUACAGUGCAGAAGAACAGAUCGAACCACUGUCUACCAGUUUUCCAUGUACCGUUAUAAGUCCUUCUCCCUCAGUCCCCACCUCAGUGCAUUUGCUCCGACCUGCAGAUAUCAAAGUGGUGGCGGCGUUAGGAGACUCGCUCACUGCAGGAUAUGGAGCGGGCUCCGGUCAGAAUGACCUUCUCGGUGUUUUGACAGAGUAUCGUGGUCUCUCAUGGAGCGUCGGAGGCGAUAAGGAUCUCUCAACUGUGACCACCUUAGCAAACAUCCUGAGAAAGUUUAACCCUUCACUCACCGGCUUCUCCACCGGGACAGGCAAAGCCACCACAACACAGGCGUUCCUCAACCAGGCUGUAGGUGGAGCCAAGAGCAAAGACUUGCCCUCGCAGGCACAAGCCCUCAUCUCAAGAAUGAAAAGUGACUCGCGCAUUAAUUUUCAAAACCACUGGAAGGUCAUCACGGUGUUCAUCGGAGGAAAUGAUCUGUGUGAAUACUGCACAAACCUGAACCUUUACUCUGCUGAUAAUUUUGCGAAAAACAUCCGUGACGCUUUGGACAUCUUACAUCGAGAGGUUCCUCGUGCUCUAGUGAAUCUGGUGGAAAUUUUCAACAUCGCUCCACUGCGCCAGCUGCAUCAGGACUCCACACUCGGCUGUCCCACCUGGGUGGUCAAGAAUGUAUGUCCCUGUGUGGUGAACCCUGCAGAAGGAUCGUCAGAACUGAAGGCUUUAACAGAUAUGAACACAGCAUAUCAGACUGCAACGAGGAAUCUGGUGGCCUCUGGUCGCUAUAACACUCGCUCAGACUUCAACGUGGUCUUACAGCCAUUUUUCAGAAAAGUGUACUUUCCAGUGCUGUCGGAUGGAAGGCCCGAUCGUUCCUUCUUCGCUGGAGAUUGUUUCCAUUUCAGUCAGAAAUCUCACACUCUCAUGGCCCGAGCUCUCUGGAACAACAUGUUGGAGCCUAUAAGCAGUAAAACCACGUCUACAAACUUCAACACGGGCGUGACUAUGAAGUGUCCUUCUACUAGUAACCCUUAUUUUUCGACCAAUGGGAAAAGCUUAUUGAAAUAUGUAGCCACACCCACGACUGCGAACUGGGGCAGUGACUUCUCAUGCGUGCACACCGCUCCCUCAGACACCGUACCUGCCUCAGUUCACAGGUUGCGACCGGGAGACAUUAACGUAGUCACUGCUCUCGGACACUCAAUAACUGCUGGUUUUGGUGCCAAAGCUAAAAACAUCCUGGAGCUGCUGACUGAGGAGAGAGGCGUGUCCUGGAGGUCUGCUGAAAUUAAGAUUCUGAACGGGCUGUCUGAGAUUCUGUCCCGCUUUAAUCCAGGAUUGGCCACACUGAUACCAGAACAGAGGGGUUUCAUCGAGGAAGUCGAGGAUGUGGUUCAGUCGCUCAGUAAUGAUCAGUGGAAGCUUCUGCUCCUCUUUGUGUCGGCGGAUGAGCUCUGCGUCUGCCCAGGCCAGGCCGCUUUAGCAGUCGAGGCGACGGUGCGUAGAGUGGAGGAUGCGCUGAACAUACUGCAUGAGAAGCUGGAUCACACUCUGGUUCAUGUUGUGGUUUGGGGAGGCCGAACUGAUGGCAGAAUAUGUGAGUGUGAAGAGGGUGUCAGUGCAGACACACAGACAUGGAGCAGACUGGAGAGAGCUACGAUUAUGGCUAAUAUUCAGGAGAGGCUGGGUGCCCUCCUGCAGAAGCAUCAUCAAUGGACCGAUGGAGAAAACUUCACUGUGGCGCUGCAAUCCAGUCCAACAUACUUCGAUUCUUCAGAUGAUUCAGUGGAAAGUGACUCGGAGACGCUCAUGCAGGUGUGGAGCAAACUGUUGCAGCCAAUGGGGUCUGAGGUGGAGGGGCCGGGCAUCGCUGUUCCCUGCCCUACACAUGAGAAGCCGUAUCUGUACACACACCGUAACUCGCCUGUCCAGCCAGAGAGUGAAACAUACAGUGCAGAAGAACAGAUCGAACCACUGUCUACCAGUUUUCCAUGUACCGUUAUAAGUCCUUCUCCCUCAGUCCCCACCUCAGUGCAUUUGCUCCGACCUGCAGAUAUCAAAGUGGUGGCGGCGUUAGGAGACUCGCUCACUGCAGGAUAUGGAGCGGGCUCCGGUCAGAAUGACCUUCUCGGUGUUUUGACAGAGUAUCGUGGUCUGUCAUGGAGCGUCGGAGGCGAUAAGGAUCUCUCAACUGUGACCACCUUAGCAAACAUCCUGAGAAAGUUUAACCCUUCACUCACCGGCUUCUCCACCGGGACAGGCAAAGCCACCACAACACAGGCGUUCCUCAACCAGGCUGUAGGUGGAGCCAAGAGCAAAGACUUGCCCUCGCAGGCACAAGCCCUCAUCUCAAGAAUGAAAAGUGACUCGCGCAUUAAUUUUCAAAACCACUGGAAGGUCAUCACGGUGUUCAUCGGAGGAAAUGAUCUGUGUGAAUACUGCACAAACCUGAACCUUUACUCUGCUGAUAAUUUUGCGAAAAACAUCCGUGACGCUUUGGACAUCUUACAUCAAGAGGUUCCUCGUGCUCUAGUGAAUCUGGUGGAAAUUUUCAACAUCGCUCCACUGCGCCAGCUGCAUCAGGACUCCAAACUCGGCUGUCCCACCUGGGUGGUCAAGAAUGUAUGUCCCUGUGUGGUGAACCCUGCAGAAGGAUCUUCAGAACUGAAGGCUUUAACAGAUAUGAACACAGCAUAUCAGACUGCAACGAGGAAUCUGGUGGCCUCUGGCCGCUAUAACACUCGCUCAGACUUCAACGUGGUCUUACAGCCAUUUUUCAGAAAAGUGUACUUUCCAGUGCUGUCGGAUGGAAGGCCCGAUCGUUCCUUCUUCGCUGGAGAUUGUUUCCAUUUCAGUCAGAAAUCUCACACUCUCAUGGCCCGAGCUCUCUGGAACAACAUGUUGGAGCCUAUAAGCAGUAAAACCACGUCUACAAACUUCAACACGGGCGUGACUAUGAAGUGUCCUUCUACUAGUAACCCUUAUUUUUCGACCAAUGGGAAAAGCUUAUUGAAAUAUGUAGCCACACCCACGACUGCGAACUGGGGCAGUGACUUCUCAUGCGUGCACACCGCUCCCUCAGACACCGUACCUGCCUCAGUUCACAGGUUGCGACCGGGAGACAUUAACAUAGUCACUGCUCUCGGACACUCAAUAACUGCUGGUUUUGGUGCCGAAGCUAAAAACAUCCUGGAGCUGCUGAAUGAGGAGAGAGGCGUGUCCUGGAGGUCUGCUGAAAUUAAGAUUCUGAACGGGCUGUCUGAGAUUCUGUCCCGCUUUAAUCCAGGAUUGGCCACACUGAUACCAGAACAGAGGGGUUUCAUCGAGGAAGUCGAGGAUGUGGUUCAGUCGCUCAGUAAUGAUCAGUGGAAGCUUCUGCUCCUCUUUGUGUCGGCGGAUGAGCUCUGCGUCUGCCCAGGCCAGGCCGCUUUAGCAGUCGAGGCGACGGUGCGUAGAGUGGAGGAUGCGCUGAACAUACUGCAUGAGAAGCUGGAUCACACUCUGGUUCAUGUUGUGGUUUGGGGAGGCCGAACUGAUGGCAGAAUAUGUGAGUGUGAAGAGGGUGUCAGUGCAGACACACAGACAUGGAGCAGACUGGAGAGAGCUACGAUUAUGGCUAAUAUUCAGGAGAGGCUGGGUGCCCUCCUACAGAAGCAUCAUCAAUGGACCGAUGGAGAAAACUUCACUGUGGCGCUGCAAUCCAGUCCAACAUACUUCGAUUCUUCAGAUGAUUCAGUGGAAAGUGACUCGGAGACGCUCAUGCAGGUGUGGAGCAAACUGUUGCAGCCAAUGGGGUCUGAGGUGGAGGGGCCGGGCAUCGCUGUUCCCUGCCCUACACAUGAGAAGCCGUAUCUGUACACACACCGUAACUCGCCCGUCCAGCCAGAGAGUGAAACAUACAGUGCAGAAGAACAGAUCGAACCACUGUCUACCAGUUUUCCAUGUACCGUUAUAAGUCCUUCUCCCUCAGUCCCCACCUCAGUGCAUUUGCUCCGACCUGCAGAUAUCAAAGUGGUGGCGGCGUUAGGAGACUCGCUCACUGCAGGAUAUGGAGCGGGCUCCGGUCAGAAUGACCUUCUCGGUGUUUUGACAGAGUAUCGUGGUCUCUCAUGGAGCGUCGGAGGCGAUAAGGAUCUCUCAACUGUGACCACCUUAGCAAACAUCCUGAGAAAGUUUAACCCUUCACUCACCGGCUUCUCCACCGGGACAGGCAAAGCCACCACAACACAGGCGUUCCUCAACCAGGCUGUAGGUGGAGCCAAGAGCAAAGACUUGCCCUCGCAGGCACAAGCCCUCAUCUCAAGAAUGAAAAGUGACUCGCGCAUUAAUUUUCAAAACCACUGGAAGGUCAUCACGGUGUUCAUCGGAGGAAAUGAUCUGUGUGAAUACUGCACAAACCUGAACCUUUACUCUGCUGAUAAUUUUGCGAAAAACAUCCGUGACGCUUUGGACAUCUUACAUCGAGAGGUUCCUCGUGCUCUAGUGAAUCUGGUGGAAAUUUUCAACAUCGCUCCACUGCGCCAGCUGCAUCAGGACUCCACACUCGGCUGUCCCACCUGGGUGGUCAAGAAUGUAUGUCCCUGUGUGGUGAACCCUGCAGAAGGAUCGUCAGAACUGAAGGCUUUAACAGAUAUGAACACAGCAUAUCAGACUGCAACGAGGAAUCUGGUGGCCUCUGGCCGCUAUAACACACGCUCAGACUUCAACGUGGUCUUACAGCCAUUUUUCAGAAAAGUGUACUUUCCAGUGCUGUCGGAUGGAAGGCCCGAUCGUUCCUUCUUCGCUGGAGAUUGUUUCCAUUUCAGUCAGAAAUCUCACACUCUCAUGGCCCGAGCUCUCUGGAACAACAUGUUGGAGCCUAUAAGCAGUAAAACCACGUCUACAAACUUCAACACGGGCGUGACUAUGAAGUGUCCUUCUACUAGUAACCCUUAUUUUUCGACCAAUGGGAAAAGCUUAUUGAAAUAUGUAGCCACACCCACGACUGCGAACUGGGGCAGUGACUUCUCAUGCGUGCACACCGCUCCCUCAGACACCGUACCUGCCUCAGUUCACAGGUUGCGACCGGGAGACAUUAACGCAGUCACUGCUCUCGGACACUCAAUAACUGCUGGUUUUGGUGCCGAAGCUAAAAACACCCUGCUGGAGCUGCUGAAUGAGGAGAGAGGCGUGUCCUGGAGGUCUGCUGAAAUUAAGAUUCUGAACGGGCUGUCUGAGAUUCUGUCCCGCUUUAAUCCAGGAUUGGCCACACUGAUACCAGAACAGAGGGGUUUCAUCGAGGAAGUCGAGGAUGUGGUUCAGUCGCUCAGUAAUGAUCAGUGGAAGCUUCUGCUCCUCUUUGUGUCGGCGGAUGAGCUCUGCGUCUGCCCAGGCCAGGCCGCUUUAGCAGUCGAGGCGACGGUGCGUAGAGUGGAGGAUGCGCUGAACAUACUGCAUGAGAAGCUGGAUCACACUCUGGUUCAUGUUGUGGUUUGGGGAGGCCGAACUGAUGGCAGAAUAUGUGAGUGUGAAGAGGGUGUCAGUGCAGACACACAGACAUGGAGCAGACUGGAGAGAGCUACGAUUAUGGCUAAUAUUCAGGAGAGGCUGGGUGCCCUCCUACAGAAGCAUCAUCAAUGGACCGAUGGAGAAAACUUCACUGUGGCGCUGCAAUCCAGUCCAACAUACUUCGAUUCUUCAGAUGAUUCAGUGGAAAGUGACUCGGAGACGCUCAUGCAGGUGUGGAGCAAACUGUUGCAGCCAAUGGGGUCUGAGGUGGAGGGGCCGGGCAUCGCUGUUCCCUGCCCUACACAUGAGAAGCCGUAUCUGUACACACACCGUAACUCGCCCGUCCAGCCAGAGAGUGAAACAUACAGUGCAGAAGAACAGAUCGAACCACUGUCUACCAGUUUUCCAUGUACCGUUAUAAGUCCUUCUCCCUCAGUCCCCACCUCAGUGCAUUUGCUCCGACCUGCAGAUAUCAAAGUGGUGGCGGCGUUAGGAGACUCGCUCACUGCAGGAUAUGGAGCGGGCUCCGGUCAGAAUGACCUUCUCGGUGUUUUGACAGAGUAUCGUGGUCUCUCAUGGAGCGUCGGAGGCGAUAAGGAUCUCUCAACUGUGACCACCUUAGCAAACAUCCUGAGAAAGUUUAACCCUUCACUCACCGGCUUCUCCACCGGGACAGGCAAAGCCACCACAACACAGGCGUUCCUCAACCAGGCUGUAGGUGGAGCCAAGAGCAAAGACUUGCCCUCGCAGGCACAAGCCCUCAUCUCAAGAAUGAAAAGUGACUCGCGCAUUAAUUUUCAAAACCACUGGAAGGUCAUCACGGUGUUCAUCGGAGGAAAUGAUCUGUGUGAAUACUGCACAAACCUGAACCUUUACUCUGCUGAUAAUUUUGCGAAAAACAUCCGUGACGCUUUGGACAUCUUACAUCGAGAGGUUCCUCGUGCUCUAGUGAAUCUGGUGGAAAUUUUCAACAUCGCUCCACUGCGCCAGCUGCAUCAGGACUCCACACUCGGCUGUCCCACCUGGGUGGUCAAGAAUGUAUGUCCCUGUGUGGUGAACCCUGCAGAAGGAUCUUCAGAACUGAAGGCUUUAACAGAUAUGAACACAGCAUAUCAGACUGCAACGAGGAAUCUGGUGGCCUCUGGUCGCUAUAACACUCGCUCAGACUUCAACGUGGUCUUACAGCCAUUUUUCAGAAAAGUGUACUUUCCAGUGCUGUCGGAUGGAAGGCCCGAUCGUUCCUUCUUCGCUGGAGAUUGUUUCCAUUUCAGUCAGAAAUCUCACACUCUCAUGGCCCGAGCUCUCUGGAACAACAUGUUGGAGCCUAUAAGCAGUAAAACCACGUCUACAAACUUCAACACGGGCGUGACUAUGAAGUGUCCUUCUACUAGUAACCCUUAUUUUUCGACCAAUGGGAAAAGCUUAUUGAAAUAUGUAGCCACACCCACGACUGCGAACUGGGGCAGUGACUUCUCAUGCGUGCACACCGCUCCCUCAGACACCGUACCUGCCUCAGUUCACAGGUUGCGACCGGGAGACAUUAACGUAGUCACUGCUCUCGGACACUCAAUAACUGCUGGUUUUGGUGCCGAAGCUAAAAACAUCCUGGAGCUGCUGAAUGAGGAGAGAGGCGUGUCCUGGAGGUCUGCUGAAAUUAAGAUUCUGAACGGGCUGUCUGAGAUUCUGUCCCGCUUUAAUCCAGGAUUGGCCACACUGAUACCAGAACAGAGGGGUUUCAUCGAGGAAGUCGAGGAUGUGGUUCAGUCGCUCAGUAAUGAUCAGUGGAAGCUUCUGCUCCUCUUUGUGUCGGCGGAUGAGCUCUGCGUCUGCCCAGGCCAGGCCGCUUUAGCAGUCGAGGCGACGGUGCGUAGAGUGGAGGAUGCGCUGAACAUACUGCAUGAGAAGCUGGAUCACACUCUGGUUCAUGUUGUGGUUUGGGGAGGCCGAACUGAUGGCAGAAUAUGUGAGUGUGAAGAGGGUGUCAGUGCAGACACACAGACAUGGAGCAGACUGGAGAGAGCUACGAUUAUGGCUAAUAUUCAGGAGAGGCUGGGUGCCCUCCUGCAGAAGCAUCAUCAAUGGACCGAUGGAGAAAACUUCACUGUGGCGCUGCAAUCCAGUCCAACAUACUUCGAUUCUUCAGAUGAUUCAGUGGAAAGUGACUCGGAGACGCUCAUGCAGGUGUGGAGCAAACUGUUGCAGCCAAUGGGGUCUGAGGUGGAGGGGCCGGGCAUCGCUGUUCCCUGCCCUACACAUGAGAAGCCGUAUCUGUACACACACCGUAACUCGCCCGUCCAGCCAGAGAGUGAAACAUACAGUGCAGAAGAACAGAUCGAACCACUGUCUACCAGUUUUCCAUGUACCGUUAUAAGUCCUUCUCCCUCAGUCCCCACCUCAGUGCAUUUGCUCCGACCUGCAGAUAUCAAAGUGGUGGCGGCGUUAGGAGACUCGCUCACUGCAGGAUAUGGAGCGGGCUCCGGUCAGAAUGACCUUCUCGGUGUUUUGACAGAGUAUCGUGGUCUGUCAUGGAGCGUCGGAGGCGAUAAGGAUCUCUCAACUGUGACCACCUUAGCAAACAUCCUGAGAAAGUUUAACCCUUCACUCACCGGCUUCUCCACCGGGACAGGCAAAGCCACCACAACACAGGCGUUCCUCAACCAGGCUGUAGGUGGAGCCAAGAGCAAAGACUUGCCCUCGCAGGCACAAGCCCUCAUCUCAAGAAUGAAAAGUGACUCGCGCAUUAAUUUUCAAAACCACUGGAAGGUCAUCACGGUGUUCAUCGGAGGAAAUGAUCUGUGUGAAUACUGCACAAACCUGAACCUUUACUCUGCUGAUAAUUUUGCGAAAAACAUCCGUGACGCUUUGGACAUCUUACAUCGAGAGGUUCCUCGUGCUCUAGUGAAUCUGGUGGAAAUUUUCAACAUCGCUCCACUGCGCCAGCUGCAUCAGGACUCCACACUCGGCUGUCCCACCUGGGUGGUCAAGAAUGUAUGUCCCUGUGUGGUGAACCCUGCAGAAGGAUCUUCAGAACUGAAGGCUUUAACAGAUAUGAACACAGCAUAUCAGACUGCAACGAGGAAUCUGGUGGCCUCUGGCCGCUAUAACACUCGCUCAGACUUCAACGUGGUCUUACAGCCAUUUUUCAGAAAAGUGUACUUUCCAGUGCUGUCGGAUGGAAGGCCCGAUCGUUCCUUCUUCGCUGGAGAUUGUUUCCAUUUCAGUCAGAAAUCUCACACUCUCAUGGCCCGAGCUCUCUGGAACAACAUGUUGGAGCCUAUAAGCAGUAAAACCACGUCUACAAACUUCAACACGGGCGUGACUAUGAAGUGUCCUUCUACUAGUAACCCUUAUUUUUCGACCAAUGGGAAAAGCUUAUUGAAAUAUGUAGCCACACCCACGACUGCGAACUGGGGCAGUGACUUCUCAUGCGUGCACACCGCUCCCUCAGACACCGUACCUGCCUCAGUUCACAGGUUGCGACCGGGAGACAUUAACAUAGUCGCUUCUCUUGGAGACUCAAUAACUGCUGGUUUUGGUGCCAAAGCUAAAAACAUCCUGGAGCUGCUGACUGAGGAGAGAGGCGUGUCCUGGAGCAUUGGAGGUGAUGAAACUCUGGAAACAGUCACUACAAUACCAAACAUCCUGAAAAAGUUCAACCCAAAUGUGUUUGGCUUCUCGCAAGGACCCAGCAAGAGGCCUAACGGCUUCAAUAUGGCCGUGAGCGGAGCUAAAGCAAUUGAUAUCCCGGGCCAGGUCAGGGACUUGGUGGAUGCUUUAAAGAGCAGCACAAGUGUGGACUUUGAGCGGGACUGGAAGUUGGUGACUCUGUUUAUAGGCGGUAAUGAUCUGUGUCAGUACUGCAAAAACCAGACCUCUCUUUCUCCUAAAAAGUACAUAGGAUACAUCAAGGACGCUCUGGACAUCCUGUAUCGUGAGGUACCCAGAGUGCUGGUAAAUUUUGUAGAGAUCCUACAGAUUGAGGACCUGCGUAAGAUAAAGUCAAACACCACAGGAUGCACCCUCUUACAGCCGAACCUGUGUCCUUGUUUCCUGCGUCCUGAAGAGAACUCCGCGGAGCUGGUCGAGAUGAAGAGGAUUAAUCGGCAAAUACAGACGGAGACAGAGUGGCUGGUGUUUGGAGGACAAUAUGAUGGCAGAGAAGACUUUGCUGUAGUUCUGCAGCCUUUCUUCCAAAGCACAGUGGUCCCAAUGGGAGAGGACCGGACGCCUGACCUGAGCUUCUUCUCAGUGGACUGUUUCCACUUCACUGAGCGUGGACAUGCUGAGAUGGCCGUCGCACUGUGGAACAAUAUGUUGGAGCCAGUGGGCAGCAAACAGUCCUACAACAACUUCACACAUGACCGCAGCAAGCUACGCUGUCCCUCAGAGGAUCAUCCCUUCAUCUUUACCCGAGUAAACAGUUUUAACUCUGAGCCUAUCGAGCCAGUGCCUACUUCAUCUCUCGUCAGCCCCCAGGGCUCAGUGGCAUUCUGGGUAACUGCGCUGUUGACCAUCGCUGGAGUUCUGGUGGGCGGAGUCUUGGUCUGGCUCACUCUAUCCUGCGGCAAGUGGAGUAAGAAGAAGAGCAGCGACAAUCUCAGCUCUGUUCAGAUACAGGGUUGCGAAAGCAAAUUGUAAUAAUAACGAUUUUAGAUUACUAGAAAUACAAUUCUAGAAAUAAAAAAUACCCAUGUGGUUUAUUAUGUGUAAAAUAAAAUAUAUAUGUAAUUAAAAAUGAUUUGUUGUUAAUUAAAGUGAGCUAACAUAGUU
Molecule: messenger RNA, 11161 nt
Organism: Pangasianodon hypophthalmus (striped catfish)
Lineage: Eukaryota; Metazoa; Chordata; Actinopteri; Siluriformes; Pangasiidae
Gene: plb1
Product: phospholipase B1
Exons: 154
Coding region: 32-11029 (3665 amino acids)
Biological process (GO): phospholipid metabolic process
Cellular component (GO): brush border membrane
Molecular function (GO): A2-type glycerophospholipase activity; retinyl-palmitate esterase activity; phosphatidylcholine lysophospholipase A1 activity
Source: RefSeq, a predicted model, not a curated record